UUAUACAUAUUUAAACGUUACCAAGUCUUAAAUAUUCCAGUCUAUUUAACCAUCAUGUUCGGAAAGCAUUUCCGAGGCGUCGCUGUGCAACUUGGAAAAAUUUCUCAGACUACAGUUUCUUCUAAUGCAGCAGAAUCUUCUCGUUCUGAAAGAAUGGAAAAACUUCGAAAUGGUAUUGUGGAGGCCUUUGUAUCUUCGGACAUUAAUGUGAGGCCUAUUUAUCUGGACGUUCAGGCUACUACUCCUACGGAUCCUCGCGUUGUUGAUGCAAUGUUACCUUACCAGCUAAAUGAUUUUGGAAAUCCACAUAGUAGGACACAUGCUUAUGGUUGGGAGACAGAAAAAGCAGUUGAUAUUGCACGUAAACAAGUUGCUGAUUUGAUUGGUGCUGAUCCGCGUGAAAUUAUUUUUACAUCAGGCGCAACAGAGUCAAAUAAUAUUGCAAUUAAAGGCGUUGCAAAUUUUUAUCGAGUUGCGGGAAAAAACCAUGUGAUUACUGCUCAAACUGAGCACAAAUGUGUUCUAGACUCAUGUCGUUUCUUGGAAAGUGUUGGCCAUGAAGUGACAUAUAUCCCUGUCAAAAGCAAUGGCGUGAUUGAUCUGGAAGUUCUUGAAGAAGCUAUUCGUCCACAAACAUCAUUGGUUUCAAUUAUGGCGGUAAAUAAUGAGAUUGGUGUACGUCAACCAUUAAAAGAGAUUGGAGCUUUAUGUCGCAAAAAAGGCGUCUUCUUUCACACAGACGCAGCUCAAGCUGUUGGAAAGAUUCCUUUGAAUGUUGAUGAUUUAAAUGUUGAUUUAAUGUCGAUAAGUGGGCACAAAAUAUAUGGUCCUAAAGGAAUCGGUGCGAUGUAUGUCCGCAGAAGACCUCGUGUACGAGUCGAGGCUCAAAUGUCCGGAGGCGGUCAAGAGCGUGGUCUUCGUUCUGGUACUCUUCCUGCCCCUCUGAUAAUUGGAUUUGGAGUUGCUUGUGAUAUUGCUCAACGUGAACGCGAAUUUGAUUAUGCGCAUGUCUCAGCAUUGGCAAAACGUUUAAUUGAUGGACUGAAUGCAGGGAUUCCAAAUAUAAUGCGCAAUGGGGAUCCUGAUAUGUGGUACCCAGGUUGCGUCAACCUUUCAUUUGCUUACAUUGAGGGAGAGAGUUUGCUUAUGGCGCUUCACGAGGUGGCUCUAUCGUCAGGAUCUGCUUGUACCUCUGCAAGUUUGGAACCUUCAUAUGUGCUGCGCGCUAUCGACCUGGAUGAGGAUUUGGCCCAUUCUUCAAUUCGUUUUGGUAUUGGAAGAUUCACAACGGAGGAAGAGGUGGAUUUCACUGUAAAAAAAUGUGUUACUGAAGCACAUCGACUUAGAGAGAUGUCACCACUUUGGGAAAUGGUACAGGAAGGAAUUGAUUUGAAAACGAUCAAGUGGACUCAACAUUAA
This is a messenger RNA of Meloidogyne enterolobii, 1419 nucleotides long. NCBI's taxonomy places the organism in Eukaryota, Metazoa, Nematoda, Chromadorea, Rhabditida, Meloidogynidae. The record is from the annotation of a GenBank genome assembly.